Carlito syrichta (Philippine tarsier) is the source of this 5739-nucleotide messenger RNA. RefSeq names its product F-box protein 21 (gene FBXO21). The coding region runs from base 34 to 1920 and encodes 628 amino acids. The transcript is spliced from 12 exons. The record is from RefSeq and is a predicted model, not a curated record. NCBI's taxonomy places the organism in Eukaryota, Metazoa, Chordata, Mammalia, Primates, Tarsiidae. Gene Ontology annotation, molecular function: DNA binding; protein binding.
CGCGCGCGCGGCAGCCUCAGGUACGCGGACAAGAUGGCGGCGGCAGCGGUCGACAGCGCGAUGGAGGUGGUGCCGGCGCUGGCGGAGGAGGCCGCGCCCGAGGCGGCGGGCCUCAGCUGCCUCGUCAACCUGCCGGGCGAGGUGCUGGAGUACAUCCUGUGCUGCGGCAAGCUGUCGGCCGCCGACAUCGGUCGCGUCUCCAGCACCUGCCGGCGGUUGCGCGAGCUGUGCCAGAGCAGCGGGAAGGUGUGGAAGGAGCAGUUCCGGGUGAGGUGGCCUUCCCUUAUGAAACACUACAGCCCCACCGACUACGUCAAUUGGUUGGAGGAGUAUAAAGUUCGCCAGAAAGCUGGGUUGGAAGCGCGGAAGAUUGUAGCCUCCUUCUCAAAGAGGUUCUUUUCAGAGCACGUUCCUUGCAAUGGCUUCAGUGACAUUGAGAACCUUGAGGGACCAGAGAUAUUUUUUGAGGAUGAAUUGGUGUGUAUCCUAAAUAUGGAAGGAAGAAAAGCUUUGACCUGGAAAUACUAUGCCAAAAAAAUUCUUUACUACCUGCGGCAACAGAAGAUUUUAAAUAAUCUUAAGGCUUUCCUUCAGCAGCCUGAUGACUAUGAGUCAUAUCUUGAAGGUGCCGUGUAUAUUGACCAGUACUGCAACCCUCUAUCCGACAUCAGCCUCAAAGACAUUCAGGCCCAGAUUGACAGCAUUGUAGAGCUUGUUUGCAAAACCUUGCGGGGCAUUAACGGUCGCCACCCCAGCUUGACCUUCAAGGCAGGUGAAUCUCCCAUGAUAAUGGAAAUAGAGCUUCAGAGCCAGGUGCUGGAUGCCAUGAACUAUGUCCUGUAUGACCAACUGAAGUUCAAGGGGAAUCGAAUGGAUUACUAUAAUGCUCUAAACUUAUAUAUGCACCAGGUUUUGAUCCGCAGAACAGGAAUCCCAAUCAGCAUGUCUCUGCUCUAUCUGACAAUUGCCCGGCAGUUGGGAGUCCCAUUGGAACCUGUCAACUUCCCAAGUCACUUCUUAUUAAGGUGGUGCCAAGGUGCAGAAGGGGCAACCCUGGACAUCUUCGACUACAUCUACAUAGACGCCUUUGGGAAAGGCAAGCAGCUGACAGUCAAAGAGUGUGAAUACUUGAUCGGCCAGCACGUGACUGCCGCACUAUACGGGGUGGUCAAUGUUAAGAAGGUGCUGCAGAGAAUGGUGGGAAACCUGUUAAGCCUGGGGAAGCGGGAAGGCAUCGACCAGUCAUACCAGCUCCUGAGAGACUCGUUGGAUCUGUAUUUGGCCAUGUACCCAGACCAGGUGCAGCUUCUUCUCCUCCAAGCUCGGCUUUACUUCCACCUGGGAAUCUGGCCAGAGAAGUCUUUCUGUCUUGUCUUGAAGGUGCUUGACAUCCUCCAGCACAUCCAGACCCUAGACCCAGGGCAGCACGGGGCGGUGGGCUACCUGGUGCAGCACACAUUAGAGCACAUUGAGCGCAAAAAGGAGGAGGUGGGUGUGGAGGUGAAGCUGCGCUCCGAUGAGAAGCACAGGGAUGUCUGCUACUCCAUCGGGCUCAUUAUGAAGCACAAGAGGUAUGGAUAUAACUGUGUGAUCUAUGGUUGGGACCCCACCUGCAUGAUGGGACACGAAUGGAUCCGGAACAUGAACGUCCACAGCCUGCCUCACGGCCACCAUCAGCCUUUCUAUAAUGUUCUGGUGGAGGAUGGCUCUUGUAGAUACGCAGCCCAAGAAAACUUGGAAUAUAACGUGGAGCCGCAAGAAAUCUCGCACCCUGAUGUGGGACGCUAUUUCUCAGAGUUUACUGGCACGCACUACAUCCCAAAUGCAGAGCUGGAGAUCCGAUACCCAGAGGAUCUGGAGUCUGUCUAUGAAACGGUGCAGAAUAUUUACAGCGCGAAGAAAGAGAGCAUAGAUGAGUAAGGUCUAGUAGAGGACAUUGUACCUUUGCUGCUGCUGCUACCUUCCAAGAGAACGGGGUUCCAGAAGAAGCCGUCUCACGGACCCCGCUGGGUUCCCUCCACCAGGAAAGCCACUCCACCAGUAGUGCUGGCUGCCUCCUACCAAGUUCCACACCGUGUGCUCUCCUCCAGCUGCAAAGACAAUGUUGCUCUCCGCCUACACUAGUGAAUUAUAUGAAAGGCACUGUGUCAGUGGCAUGGCUUGUGUGCUUGUCCUGUGGUGACAGUCUGUGACAUUCUGUCUUCAUGAGGUCUCGCAGUUGACACUUCUAUGCUCAUCCUUCGUGUUCACUUUCCGUUCUUACGUCUAUCUCCUUUGUCUCAGAACGUUUCAUUUGCUGGACAGAUGGGCUUAUAUAUUUGCGGUCAUUUCCUUCUGAUUUCUCUACGGAACACGUGCGGUCAUAAGUCAGGACUAUUUGUCUGUUACCCUGAGUUGAGUUGCAUAUUCAGAGGUGAAGUUGUGUGCUGUCUUGGCAGCAUCUGGGAGAUGAAGACAUUAACACGCGAAUGGUAAUUAGAACCAUUUCGAUCUGUUUUUCUGAUAUGUGAAACACAGAUUCGGGUGUUUCUCGGUUUCUUGAUUUGAAUUGGGAGAACAGUUUUCCCUUCUGUAGACCUCGACUUUAUGCACGUCUCUACAGGUCACUCAUUUUCUAUUUUAUUGCAUAAAACUAUUUGAGAAAACGGGCAACAAUGGCCUUUGUGAAUGAAUUGUUCCAUGUUUAUCUACUAUUCCUCCCUUUAAAAUGACUACUUUUAUCUUUUAAUUUUAAAAAUCUGCUUCAGUAUCACGAGUAGGUCUUAAUCAGUAAUGGGUUCUUUUUGUAGUGAGACAUACAGAGCUGAUGUUAAAAUGUUUGUUCUUAGAAAUCAUACUUUGUGGUCUCCAAAGACUCAAAAAAGAGGUUUUGCUUUUGUAAUCAGACAACAGAAGAAAUAAUGAACCUUAAAAAUUUUUUUAAGAAAAAAAGAGGUUUUAUGCCCCUUGUCAUUCCUUAGAGUCACUUCAAGACUUUUUGAAUGUGGCAAGUUAGAAAGAAAUAGAAUGCCUUUGAUUCGAGAGCGUUGGAUUUGUGGGAAAGGAGGCGGGCGCGUGGUCUGCCCUCUCAAGCCACCCACACCUGAGAGCCUCAGGAUGGCGCCUGAUGUGCAGUCUCGCGGGGACGCGUGAUGUGGUGUUCAAGUCCCGUGGGCUCCUUCCCGAUGUUCUCAGUCACCUAGCAUGAAGGUGCCAGGUCUUCAUGCAGCUCCUGCCAUGCCCAGUGAGCCCAUCUGGUAGCUGAGCAUGGAAGCUAGUUAGGCACUAGGACCUGGUGACUUUGCUCUCGACGUUCACAAAACACAGUUGCUCAGUGAAUGAGGCAUUGGGGGACCCAACCCAGUCAGCCUCGCCACCAUCCAUGUGCAUGCCGUGUUCUCACACCACGGUGAGUGACUGCUUCUUGCUUACCUUUGGAAGCCCUGGUAUGACUGAGGUUGCGGAAGCCCCCAAGACCCUUCAUAGCACGUGACAGCUGUGAAGCAGUUACCAGAGAGAGGUGGAGCCUGGGCCGCUGCACCUUCACCCGAGUUAGCUGUUUUCCAGUGCCCAUGUUCCUUACCAGUCAAAUCCAAAGUCAGAUGACUUGAACUUGCAUUUGAAAUGCGACCACUCACAACACCUUAGCCUGCCUGAGGUUGGGGGGAUUAUACACUACUCAUUUAUAGGAGAAAAUUAGAUAACACAGAAUUAAUAUUAAUGAGAUGCAUUCAUAAGAAACUGUGGCGCAUGCUGAGACUUACAAGUAUUGGUUUUCUGGUUUGAUUCCCUUUUUUCCUAUAGUAACAUCAAAGCCAAGAAAGAUGGUUUUACCUGUACUGACCCAACUGUAAAUAUGUAUCUAGACUGUUUUUAAAUGUGUUUCUUCAUGAAUGCUUCAUGUGGCUCCAGGAAGCCUGUAUCACCUGUGUAAGUUGGUAUUUGGGCACUUUAUAUUUUUCUAAAAAUGUGUUUUGGAUCCUGUACUCUAAAUAAAUCAUACGUUUCUUCUUAAAAUUUUUCCAAAACUCUUCUCCAUUUUAAAAAGCCCUGUUAUAAAAGUAGUACUUUCACAAUGUUAAAAUAUUAAAUAUUUGGAUAUAGUAAACUUUUCUCUUUAAAUGAAUGCCAAGUUUUUUUUGUACAAUGAUGAAUAAAUGGAACCUUAUCCAGAGAAACCACGCAAAUGGCCUGCCCAGUUUCGUUUCAGAACAGAAAGCCCAGCCAUGACAAGACUAGACUGUCUCUCAUCUCUCUCCUGAUCGAAAUGUGAGCAACUUGGUCUACUAGGUUUUUCCUAACAUCGGUGAGCAGAUUUCCUUGCUAGGCAUUGUUUUUUAAGCUCACUAGUAACCUUUGAGAAUAUACGGUGUCAACGCAGAGAUUGCACUUUUUAAUUUGUGUCAAGACACAUGUAAAACAAGAACUGCAAACACUUUACAAAAACCAGGUUCUUGAUUUGUUUCAUGGCAGUCAAUUUGAACAGCCAUGCUACAUGCAAAGAGGCCACAAGCUCCUCAGCAUUGAUGCUGUGUGAUGUUACUACACACGACGUGGCGGAAGUUACGGGUUAAACAAGUCAAACCAAGUCAAACCUAAUUUAUUAGACCCAAGAACUUUCCUCCCUGGCACACCCUCCAUGCCUGGGGUCCCAUGUUUGCAGACACUCUUUGAGAAGCUCUUUGUGAGAUGCCCAUCACACCCAGAGCCUGGUAGACACCUUAAGGGUCAGACCUGUUUUGCCAAGUGUUGUGUUUGCAGAUCAUUUAUCCACCUCUGGAGAUUAUGACGCUCCACCAGAGCGUCAUAACAGAUCUCCACGAUACGUGCGUGCAUGCAACAAAAUCAUGGAGAAUGCCAGCCUUAGGUAUGGCUAAGGCUCAGUUUUACAUCUUAUACUACCUACUUACAGGCUUGCUCACAUUUUGAAGUGUUUCUCUCUUUCUCUGAUGAUUAAACAGCGGAGCUGCUGCAUAGUGGGCUUGCUUCUGCCAUCAGGUCCCUUUACUCUAAAGGGAAACUAUUUCUUUUCUUAGUCCAUGUGCCAAGUAAGUGAACUUGAACUACCAGCAACUUUUUGAAAGUGUCUACGGCCAUAUGAUAACCAGGAUACCGCUCUUCAUGUUUUUGUUUAUUUUGUCGUGUUUUUCUGGAGGGAAGGAGAGAACGAGAGAAUGUUGGACAGUGCAAAAUGGAGAAUUUGCUGGGAGCCAACUGCUUUUGGGGGACGUCAGUAGCUGUACUGACUUGGUACUGUGUGCUGACUUUGAGCCAGGCAGUGGCCUCAACACUUUGUAACCCUCCUAGCAGCCCUGUAAGGCAGGACCAGAUGGUCAACAUUUUAGGCUUUGUUGGCCACAUACAGUCUCUGUCCCAUGUUCUUUGUAAAAGUGUAAACAGCAUUCUUAGCUCAAGAGCUGUACAAAAACAGGCUGCAGACUGGAUUAGCCCGUGGCCAGAGUUUGCUGACCCCUACUAGGCUCUAGACUCGCGUAGGCUAGCAUUCUACUGUGUGGGUGGGUGGGUGGAAAGCUGACAUGGAACCCGGGUGGUCUCUGAGCUGUCAAAGACCACUGAGCUGUGGCUCUCCACUCCCUACAUGGCAGCAACUCUGAUCUCGAAAUUUAGAAUCUUGAGGGUAAAGGACAUUCCUUCAGCAAAUAAAAUUAUGUGCAAUUACAGAAUAAAUGUAUUACAGCCAUGUAGUAAUGAUUGUAUUAGGGUGAUGCUAGUUCUGUAAUAAAUAGACCCGAAAAUCUA